AUGAAAUGGGUCACCGAGUCGUCUCCGGCAGUUGUCACCCGGCGGAGCGGAAAAACGGCGACUUUGCGGCUCUCCGGCGACUGUCACCCGACGGAGAGGAGCUGGAUGGAGGUGGGGCGCGUGUCAGGGAGCUUCAUCCUCAGGUUCGCACAACAAGAGGAGACUCUUCAUCACAUCUGGUACGCUCUCAGGAGGUGGCGACUCGUCUCCCAGCAGAUCGUCCUCUUCCCGACGACAGCUUGUUCGUCGAUCAAUCGGAGAUGGUUUACUCGAUGGAUUCACGAUCCUUUUAUCGCGAAUCGUUUAGCAAUUUUAGUAGCAAUGCUCCGCGAAUCGCGAUGACGAGAUUUUCGCCGAUGAUCUAGUGAUUCUGGUUGCUUAAUCUUUCACCGGCGAUCUGCAGAAAAGUCGUGAUAAUCAGAUAAAAAGAUAUGAAUUUUGACUCUGAGAGGAUUCGAACCCGCGCCGGUUGUCCGUCCCUUCUGAGGAAGGUGUGACGGGGGUUUAGUCCCACAUCAGUUGUGCGCCGAUUUUUCAGGCGAAUAUAUAGUAAUGUUAGCUUUUUAAGCAAAGUCCCUUCUCUCGCGUGUACGACCACUCCUUGCCCCACAGCCGGUUGGCCACCGGUGACGUGGAAGGGGAGUGGCGCACACGUGCCCCUAUCGGUCCAAGCCGCUCGAGCCCCUGCUCGCGGCUACUCCCUGACUGAGCUUCCGACUCGCUUGCGGGCCCAGCUGGCCGGCGGGUCCCCUCAUUUUGCAAUAUUUUAG
Molecule: messenger RNA, 770 nt
Organism: Spirodela intermedia
Lineage: Eukaryota; Viridiplantae; Streptophyta; Magnoliopsida; Alismatales; Araceae
Source: the annotation of a GenBank genome assembly